Molecule: messenger RNA, 3136 nt
Organism: Mizuhopecten yessoensis (Yesso scallop)
Lineage: Eukaryota; Metazoa; Mollusca; Bivalvia; Pectinida; Pectinidae
Product: caspase-3-like
Exons: 6
Coding region: 85-1050 (321 amino acids)
Biological process (GO): apoptotic process; proteolysis
Cellular component (GO): cytoplasm
Source: RefSeq, a predicted model, not a curated record
GAGGGAAUUCCCCUUUUAACUGGGAUUGUACUUUCGUUUUGAUAGUUUGGUGUACGGACGUUGGUGAACUGCGUUGUUGUUAAAAUGUCUGAUAAGCGAGGAAAGAAGACAGUUGGUGAGGACCAGUCUGACGCUCGGGGCAACAAACCAGAUCAGAUAGAUGCUGUACGCUCAAGUCAACAGGUGUCUCCUGCACCAGAAAAUGGAACAGAAGUCAGAAUGACAGUUUCUGACCUGACCAGGGACACUUAUGAAAUAGACACAGAGCGAUUCCCGCACAAGGGCAAAGUUCUCAUCUUCAACAACAUCAACUUCAAUAAUGGGAUGCCUGAUCGAGUCGGUAGCGACCAAGAUGCUUCCACUAUGUACCAAAGAUUCUGUGAUUUGGGGUUUGAACCAACGUUGUUUAACGACUGUACUCAUGAUGAUAUCAUGGAAAAGCUCAAAGGAGUUGCGAGUGAAGACCAUGGCUCAUACAGCUGUUUUGCGUGUGUGGUUUUGUCACAUGGGGAUCAAGAUGGUAUCUGGGCAACAGACAAAUCUCCUGUCCUCAAAACUGAACACCUAAUGGCUACAGUGAACGCUCAAAACUGUAAAAGUCUUAUUGGGAAGCCGAAGCUCUUCAUCAUUCAGGCUUGUCGGGGGCUUCAAUCGGAUCAAGGUGUGAUAGUCGACGUUAAUGACAGAGUGCUGUCAGACGCUGCGGGGGAAACUGAGGAGUAUCUUGCACAUCUUACACAGCAGGAGAACAUGUAUCAAAAUGUCCGCCUUCCCACCGACAUGGAUUUUCUCCUUGUCCAAGCUACAAGUCCAGGAAAGACAUCCAUCAGGAACACACAGACCGGAUCUCCCUUCAUACAGUGUCUGUCUGAAGUGAUGUCCAAUAUGGAGGAAACUGAUGAAUUUCUUGAUGUUCUCACAAAAGUUAACAGAAAGAUGGCCUUCAAUUUUUCCAACGGGCAUGGAGAAAGAAGCCGAAUCAGUGUGACACAGAUGCCCUGCUUUACUUCAAUGCUUACCAAAAAGCUGUUGUUGAAGAAAGGGUGCUGAGUCAGCAUACUUACACAGAAAGGACACAAGGACAAGAGGAAUUACACAUACAAUUUCAUACAUAGAAAGUAUGGAACCAUACCAACCCUCAACACUUUAUAAAUAGAAAGUAUGGAUCUAUAGCAACCAUCAACACUUCAUAAAUAGAAAGUAUGGAUCUAUAGCAACCAUCAACACUGUAUACAUAGAGAGUAUGGAUCCAUAGCAACCAUUAUGAUCAACACUGUAUGGAUCUAUGGCAACUAUCAACACUGUAUUCACAGAGAAUAUGGAUCCAUAGCAACCCUCAACACUGUAAACAUAGAAAGUAUGGAUCCAUAGCAACCCUCAACACUGUUAACAUAGAGAGUAUGGAUCCAUAGCAACCCUCAACACUGUAAACAUAGAGAAUAUGGAUCCAUAGCAACCCUCAACACUAUAAACAUAGAAAGUAUGGAUCCAUAGCAACCCUCAACACUGUAAACAUAGAAAGUAUGGAUCCAUAGCAAGCAUCAACACUAUAAACAUAGAGCGUAUGGAUCCAUAGCAACCCUCAACACUGUAAACAUAGAAAGUAUGGAUCCAUAGCAACCAUCGACACUGUAAACAUAGAGAGUAUGGGUCCAUAGCAACCAUCAACACUGUAAACAUAGAGAGUAUGGAUCCGUAGCAACCAUCAACACUGUAAACGUAGAGAGUUUGGGUCCAUAUCAAUUAUCGACACUUUAUACAUAGAAAGUAUGGAUCUAUAGCAACCAUCAACAAUGUAAACACAGAGAAUAUGGGUCCAUAGCAACCAUCAACAUUGUAAACAUAGAUAGAAAACUGUUUUUUUUUUAAAUAUUGGUUAAAACUAAAAAUUCCGAAUAAUUGCAUUUUAAAAACAUGUUACGAGGAAAGAAUUUUGUCAAAUGAUAAUUGCAUUUUAGAUAUCCGCACUGAACUCAACAAAUUGGAAUUAACUUACCUUUGGGAAAAUGUAAGCAAUGAUAGAAAUAUCUAUACAAUCAUUGAGCAAAGACUUUUCGACCUUUACCGGCAGGAAAUAUUAACUAAUAUCCAAUCAACUCCGAAAGGAUUCCUUUAUCAACAUCUAAUAGAUAAUUUUUCUGUGCAAUCAUAUUUAAUAAAACAUUAAAUAACUCAUAUAAAAAGACUUUAGCUCGCUUUAGACUUAGCUCUCAUAAUUUAAAUAUUGAACAGGGAAUAUAUAGAAAUCUUUCUAGAGAUCAGAGAUUUGGUAACUUAUGUAACUCUAAUGAUAUUGAAGAUGAAUUUCAUAUUAAAGUGUAACUUUUAUAACGACUUAAGGUGCGAGUUUAUUAAGCCUUUUUAUUACAAACGACGAAGUGUUUUUACAUUGAUUCAGUUAAUUAUUACUGAAAACAUUAAGGAAUUGAAUAAAUUAGGAAAAUUCCUGUUUUUUAAUUUAAAACGUUGUAAUAGCACUGUAUAAUAUUUUAUCCCAUUCUUCCUGCAAAUGUACAUUUCAGUAUACCAUAUUUGAUAAGAUACUUGUACUAUGUGUAUUGUGUAAAAAAAAAGAUGAUUGUGCCCGUUCAUUACCUUUCCUAUGUGAUAUAAAAUAUAUGGUAAAUUAAUCAUAAUUAACAACGUCGAAACAUCAACGAGUAUUUUCUAUAUUGUAAUAUCACUGUCACUAACGUCAGGUGUAACAUCAUAUUUAUUACACUAUGGCAGAGUAUUUUAUUGUUCUUUGCUGUUCUACUAGAGUGUAUUUAUUCGUACAUAUGUGCGAUACAAUGUAUGUAACUUUAUUAAAUCCUGUUAUCAUUACCUGUAACGUACGUCAUUGAAAGUUAUCAUUGUAUUAUUAUCAUUGUAAUAUACUAUUGUUAUGAUUUCCCUGUAUCGGAACCUUAUGAUGUUGGUGUAUUUCAGUGUAAAAUGCUGUCUCUUAUGAUAUAUAUCAUUUUGUCGUACUGCACAAUUAAUGAGUUAUCACGUAUACCAUUAUACAAUAUGCAUCAUAUUGCAUUGGACUAUUAUUGUAUACAUGUAUCAUUGUAAAUUUGUAAUACACUGUACUAUUUGUAUGUCUACUCUCCAAUGUGUCUUACACAAGGAAUAAAAACAAUCAAUCUGA